Molecule: messenger RNA, 1521 nt
Organism: Daphnia carinata
Lineage: Eukaryota; Metazoa; Arthropoda; Branchiopoda; Diplostraca; Daphniidae
Gene: Lfg
Product: protein lifeguard 1-like
Exons: 5
Coding region: 160-1035 (291 amino acids)
Cellular component (GO): membrane
Source: RefSeq, a predicted model, not a curated record
CAAUGCAGCGAAGGCAUCGUCUUGUGCAAUCGUAUAAUCGUUUGGUUGUUUUGGAAUUUUGGAUGACGUAUCGCGUAUUCGUUGUAACAGUAAUCCCAUCGAAUAGUUGAGUGGGUUAAUGAUCAAUUGCGAAGGAAGGUUUUUUCUCCUUUAUAAAACAUGGCAUCUCAACCCAACUACCCAACUUACCCUUCUCAGCCCGCUCCUGGACAACCAAGCUAUGGCUGGUCUGUCCCUGUCGAUCAAGAUCCUCCACCCCCAUACAAUCAAAACCCACCUCUUCAUAAUCCACAACCACCCCCAAGUUCAGCUAAUAUGUACGGUGGCGCAGAUUACGAAUCUGGAGGACUCGGCGAUGCCGCCUUUUCUUUUUCGGAAAAAUCUGUCCGUAUGGCCUUUGUGAGGAAGGUGUACGCGAUCUUAAUGGUUCAGCUAGCCAUUACAGUGGGUUUCAUCUCUCUUUUUGUGUACGAACCGAACGUCAAGUUAUAUUCUCGACAACAUCCUGAAAUGUGGUGGAUAGCAUUUACCAUGACCUUUAUCUUAUUAAUCGUUCUUGCCUGUUGCAACGAUUUUCGACGACGCUGGCCUUUGAACAUCAUUUUAUUGGGGCUUUUCACUGCGUGCGAAGGUUUCAUGCUUGGAGCCGUAUCGUCCCUCUAUAGGUCGGAAGAUGUGCUAAUUGCUGCCGGUAUAUGCACGGCCGUAUGUCUUGCGUUGACUGUAUUUGCCAUGCAAACGAAAUGGGAUUUUACUGCUUGCGGAGGGAUUCUUUUUGUCUGUGUCAUCGUUUUGUUCAUUUUUGGCAUUGUUGCUAUUUGCAUCCCAGGAAAGGUUAUCAACCUGGUUUACGCUUCGUUGGGGGCACUUCUUUUUAGUUGCUAUCUAGUUUUCGAUACCCAAUUGAUGUUGGGUGGCAAACACAAAUACUCGAUUUCUCCUGAAGAGUACAUCUUCGCGGCACUAAAUCUUUAUCUGGACAUUAUUAACAUCUUCUUAUACAUCUUAGCUAUAGUUGGUGGCUCUCGUAACUAAACGAUGAACCACGUCUCUUGAUCUUUUUUCUCCCUAUUAUUAUGGAUUCUCUUGAGUCUGACUUUCUUUGUUCUAACUAGACUAGUUUACGUCUGCCUAAUGUCCGAAUAAUCUUCUUAAACACUAGAUGUUUGAGUAACUAACGUACUGGAAAUUGGUGUUACUUUGCAUCUCGUCAAUGUUCGGUUAUCGUUGCAUGACCAUUCCACGUCGAUUGCUUUUCUUCUCAUAUUAAAAUUAUAUCAAUUGUUGUCGCCGGAUCAAUGGCGCAAGUUUCAUAACAAUAGUUUCUGUCCCCUAUUAGUUUGAUGUUAAUAAGAGCCAACGUUCUUCAGGCGCGGGAAUUUGAAAUUCAGUUGGUUGCCAUCACGAAAUGCCAAUUGCCAUUGAAGGCAUUGUAUUUGGCGCUUUUUGUUUCGGGCUUAUCUUCGUUACACCCGUUGUCUACUUUUUAAAUAUUGUGUUGAAAUAAACAAGAUAAAUAAA